CUGGUUUUGCACAGAAUGACCCGAGUAUUGCACAAGUUUAUCAGCGGUCAUGUUGAAAAAGUAGGAGGAGAAGUAUUGGCUAGUUGGGCUCUCCCGCGGUCGUGUCCUCAUUUUGUGAAGGGUCGGCCCAGCAGGAUGACGCUCCUUCGUCUGCUGUUAUGGACGGUGUUGAUGUGUUACAUUUCCGAUGCCCAGUUUGUUGCUCGAAACAAAUUGGGAGUGUUGCGGGAACCACUUUUCCGAGUCCGGGACCUAGAACCCGACCUAUCUCCAUCGUUUACUCUACUGGCUCCUGCAAAGAUAAGGCUUGGAACCAAACAGAACAUCCUGGUGGAAGGGCAAAACCUUCCCGGUGAAACAGAAGCCUCUUUUGUGAUCAAUGACUAUCCAGCAUUGAAUUCUCUGCAUCGUAGCUCUGUCAUCCUCAAUAAAGAGAACAACUACAUUGCACUCCAAACAAUCGAGAUCGAUCCAAAUCUGCUAGUUUUGGAUGAAAAGAGAAAGAAAUAUGUGCAGCUGAUCGUUCAGUUUGGCAGUUAUCAUCGAAUGGAGAAACUCAUAUUGGUGUCGCCCCGGACUGGAUACAUCUUCAUUCAGACUGAUAAACCUGUUUAUAACCCUGGAGACACAGUCCGUUUCAGGGCUUUUGUAUCUAAUACCGAAUUUAAUGCUGUUGAGAGAACCAUAACUCUGGAGAUUGAGAACCCAGAUGGUAUUGCGGUGCACGGUAUGACCAGAGUCAGAGCUAUCGAUGGGAUCCUCUCGAAUUCCUACCCCCUGUCUACUGUAGUCAAAGAGGGCAGGUGGAAAGUUGUUGCAAAGUUUGAUGAGGCAAAAGAAAACGCAUUCACCAGAGAGUUUGAAGUGAAGAAAUACGUUUUGCCGGCGUUUAACGUCACUUUGACUCCAAAGGCGUCUCACCUCAGCGUAGAUGACGAAAAGCUGGAGGUGGAAGUCAGAGCUAGGUAUCUGUACGGUACCCCAGUGCAGGGUACAGCGUAUGUGCUGUUCGGUAUCGAAACCAAUGGUGAGAAGAGGAGGCUCUCCUCUAUGAAGCAAAUGAAUGAUCUGGAUGGAGGAAUCGUCACUUUAACCAUGGAGGAGAUAAAAAGGGUGUAUCCUGACAUACAGAGCCUAGUGGGGUCGUCCGUGUACGUCAAAGCUUCAGUUAUGACCAAAUCAGGCAGUGACCUUGUUGAAUCAGAAAAAUCUGGCAUUAAAAUAGUGACAUCACCCUACAUGCUUUCCUUCAGGGACACAUCUCAGUAUUUCAAACCUGGCAUGCCAUUUGAUAUUACGGUCACAGUCAGUAACCAUGAUGGAUCUCCGGCACGUAACAUACCUGUUAAAGUCAACCUCCUUCAAAGCCCCAUCAGCACAUCAAACACCGGCAGUCUUACGCUCUCCCUGAACAUGCCAUCUGUUAUCCAAACACAGAUGAUAAAAGUGGAGACUGUAGUUGAUGGUCUAAAGACAGAACGACAGGCUGUGAAAGAGUUACGCGUGGAACCCUACAUCCCUUUCAGGUCUCAUGUACCAAACUACUUGUACAUCACAGCUGGCACCAACAAAGUAAGAGUGGGGGACAAUGUUAACCUGAAGGUGCACAUCAAUACUUCUCCAGGACAGAGAGCACAUGUUCAGUAUCUGACAUAUGCGGUGUUAAAUAAAGGAAAAAUAAUCCAAGCUGCCAGAAUGAAUGUCCAAGGCCAGGACGUCACAAACAUUCCUCUCCUGGUUACUACUGAAAUGCUUCCCGCUUUUCGGUUUGUGGGGUACUAUGUAUUGCCAUGGCAAAACGUGAGGGCAGAAGUGGUGUCAGACUCGGUCUUUGUGGACGUGGAGGACCGAUGCGUAGGUUCGCUCCGUGUUGGACCGGCGCAAGGAGAUGUUUCACCUGGCGGCCAAUUUCAGUUCCAAGUUGCUGGUGAUCCAGGAGCGAAAGUCAGCAUGGUUGCAGUGGACAAUGCCAUUUUUCUGUUGAGCAAAAAUCGUCUGACGCAGAAGAAAGUGUGGGAUGUGGUAGGUGAGGCUGAUAUGGGCUGCACCGCAGGAGGAGGAAGGGAAAGUAUGAGCGUGUUUGCUGAUGCAGGAUUAAUGUUUCAUUCCAGCACUGGUGUCUCCUCUGAAGCCAGAAAAGAUCGUUGCACACACAAAUCCAGGAAAAAGCGUUCUGCUGCUAGACUACAGCUUAAACAACAGAUGGAGAAGGAAUACCCUGAUACGUUUCUGCAGAGGUGUUGCGUGGAUGGUAUGAGGGACAUUCCCAUGCCAUACUCAUGUUAUCGCCGUAUCCAGUACAUCACGGAGGACUGGAGCUGUGUAUUGGCUUUCCUUCACUGUUGCACGGAAUACAGGGGGGAGCCACUGAUAGACAUUACCAGGCCUCCACCAACCACCCUUCCACCGACCACAACUCCUCCACCCACCACCACACCAUUUCGUCCAAUUUUGUGGCAUGGUUUUGGGUUGGCAGAAUCCUCUAGGAUUGAAGUGUCUCGACGUAGUGAAACGUUGGAAAUGCCGAUCUUGUUUGCGAAGGGUGCAGUGCCUGAAAUGCCUCUACUUCGUGGAGAAGCUGGACGAUCUGGAUAUGAGGAACCUAUUGUCAUGGAGGGUCGGUAUGGUCUCAACCCCAUUAGGGAACAAAGUACAAACACUGAAGAGGAAGAAGAUGAGUUUGACGAAGAUGAUGUUGACAUAGAUGCCAUUUACGUCCGCACAAAGUUCUAUGAGUCAUGGCUAUGGACUGAUAUCAGACUGCCUGUCGAACCCAAGCCUGGCAGUACUGAUGGGUUGGCUGUAUAUUCGGUGGAUACUGUUCUUCCUGACAGUAUCACUGAGUGGGGCUUCCUGGCUAUCAGUGCUUCACCUAAAACAGGUUUUUGUGUAGCUGAACCCUAUAACGUCAAAGCGUGGAAGCCAUUCUUCAUUGACCUGAGGUUGCCUCAUUCAGUGUCCAGAAAUGAACAUGUGGAAAUUAAAGCUGUGAUUCACAACUACAAGAACUCAAAACUGGAGGUAACAGUAAUCCUUGAUAAAACCGAGGACAUGUGUAGCGUGGCGUUCAGUGGACCUCACAGGCAGAAAGUUUCAGUACAGGGCAGUUCUUCUGUUUUAGUUUCAUACACCAUCAUCCCUCUUAAAAUUGGAGAGCUUCCCCUGCAGCUCACAGCCAUUGCAUCAGACUUAAUGGGGCAGGAUGCAAUAAGGAAGAAUCUACAUGUAGUGGUUGAGGGCAUUCAAACAUUGAAAGUGAGAAGCUUUGUGUUGGACCCCUCUGAGAAAGGAGAUCAAGGUGGACGACAGAUGAUACGAGUGGAUGCGGUGGAGCUAAACUCUGUUGUACCGAGAUCUCUUCCACAGACGUUUGUCAACGUCAGAGGUGAUGUGCUGGCAGACAGCAUUGAUAACUCCAUAAACGAAGAUUCUCUGGCGGCACUGAUCCGGAUGCCCGGUGGUUGUGUGGAGCAGAACCUGGCCAGCAUCACUCUGCCGCUCAUUGCCGCUCACUACUUGGACCGCAGUUCAGGGUGGGACAGUGUGGGAAUGCAACGCCGAGAAGAAGCUAUUAAAUACAUACAGAGAGGUUAUGAAAACCAACUUAAUUAUCAAAAGGCGGAUGAUUCAUACCCACCCUAUCGCAAUGAAGGCACCAGCACAUGGAUCACUGCAUAUGUUGUGAAGGUUUUCUCCAUGGCAAAUUCGUUCAUUUCGGUCAAUAAGAAGCAUCUGUGUGGGCCUUUGCUGUACUUACUGAAGAACAAACAGCAGCCAGAUGGAUCAUUUAAAGAGGAUAAUCCUGUCUACACCACCAGCAUGACGGGAGGUCUGCAUGGUCCUGAAUCAAGAGUGUCUAUGACUGCGUUUGUGCUGAUUGCUUUAGCGGAAGCAAGAAAUGCAUUUAGCUGCCAAGAUCCUGAUGUCAACAUAGACGACAAGUUUAGAAAGGCAGCAACCUAUCUAAAUACACAUUUGCCCCGGGUGGAGAGGCCGUACACAGCAGCUAUAGCAUGUUACGCUUUGGCAUUAUCCGACCUUGGCUGUACAAAGAGCAUUUUGCUGAAGUCAGCAUCAGCAGGUGGUAGCUACUGGCAUGACUCCAAUAAUUAUUAUUUCACACUGGAAGCCACAGGCUAUGCAUUAUUGGCUCUGAUCAAAGGGAGUCACAUGAAGGAAGCAGACGCCCCGUUUCGAUGGUUGAACGAACAACGUGGUGCUGGAGGAGGAUACGGCUCUACUCAGUCCACCAUGGUAGUGCUGCAGGCCCUGUCUGAGUAUCUAGUAAAGAAACCUCCUCCUUCUGAUCUUAAUUUGCUGGUGGAGCUGAGUGUGCCCGGUCGCAGUGACAUACGCUGGAGCUUUAACCAAAAAGUGGCUUCUAUGGCUCGAACUUCAAAGGUACCUCUUGACAAGGAAUUCGCAGUGGUGGCUUCUGGGAAUGGCAGGGGUAUCUUGGAGGUGGUGACGGUGUAUCACCAGCUUCCUGAUGCGUACGAGAACAGCACAUGCAACGGCUUUCAUUUGGAUGUCUCUAUGGCUGAGACUAGUGAAAAGCCUCCACCAGAUGUAGAAAAGUCCUUUAUACUCAAUAUAAACGUGAGGGCUACGGAGGGACAACAGGUGAGGAUGGUGAUUUUGGAUAUUGGCCUGCCCACUGGCUUUGAACCUGAAAACUCGGAUUUAGAGCUGCUCACAAAUUCAGUGGACCGAUACAUCAACUACUUCAAAGUGGUGGAUAACUUGAGUGACAGAGGUUCGCUCAUAAUUCACCUGUUUAAGGUGUCUAGUAGUGAGACAGACACGAUCUCAUUCAGACUGAAUCAGAAAUUUAAAGUGGGGCAUCUUCAGCCAUCAACUGUUACAGUUUACCAGUACUACAACAAAGAUAAACGCUGCAGCAGAUUCUACUCUCCUCCUGAAGACAAACAGCAGCUGGAUCAGAUCUGCAGAGAUAAUGUGUGUCGCUGCACACAGGGUGAUUGUUGUGUAUUGAAAGCCGACUCCUUGUCUGUUGGUCAACAGCAGAGGAGGGCAACAGUGUGCAAUGGAUUACAUCACGCCUACAAGGUUAAACUGAUCAGUGUCAGCGAGAGUCACUACUACCAGUAUGAAAUGGAGAUUGUGCAGAUUAUAAAAGAAGGGUCUGAAGAUGGCCUAAAAGAAACCGACAGGAGAACGUUCCUCUCACAUGCGACCUGUACAUCAGGGCUGAACUUGAGAAAAGGUCAGGAUUAUCUGAUCAUUGGUCCAUUCACUGAUGUCUGGCAUGCAGGGAGCUCGACCACCGGGUAUGUAUAUAUGCUGGGGAAGGACACAUGGGUGGAGCGAUGGCCAUCCGCAUCAGAAUGUGGGAGUGACUCCACAGUGCAGUUGAAAUGUGCCGAGCUGAAGAGCUUUGAAAUGGAUCUGACACAGAACGGCUGUCAGACUUAAGUGACGUGUAAUGUGAACCUUAUUGUCUUAAACAAUUUUACAACUUUUAUCUAAAGCUACUUGUGUGUGUGUUCCCUGGAGAUUGAACCCACACUGCAAAAAAUUAUUUUCAAGAAAAAUGUUCUUAGUAUUUUUGUCCUGUUUUCAGUAAAAAUAUCUAAAAAUUCUUAGAUUAAGAUGCUUUUUCUUGAUGAGCAAAAGACCCAAGAAAAAAAGUCUAGUUUUUAGACAAAAAUAUCUAAUUUAAGUGAAUUUGUGGAUUAAACAAGCGAAAAAAUCUGCCAAUGGGUUAAACGAAAAAUCUUGAACAUUUUUCUUAAACACUUAAUUCAAACAAAAUGUAAGAAAAAUGUGCUUUUGGCAAACAUAAAAUUUAAGCAAAUUUGUGCUUUAAACAAGCAAAAAAUUGUCAAUGGAAUAGGAAAAUUUUUCUUGAAUUAAGUGUUUAUGAAAAAAAGUAAACUUAUUUCAAGAAAAUUUUUCUUAUUCCAUUAGCAGAUUUUGUAAGUUGUUUUAAGCACUAAUUUACUUAAAGUUUAUAUUUUUUGUCUAAAAACUAGACUUAUUUUCCUAGGUCAUUUUGCUCAUCAAGAAAAUACAUCUUAAUUUAAGAAUUUUUAGAUAUUUUUUCUGAAAACAAGACAAAAAUACUAAGUAAGAAAGUUAUUAUUUUCAAAUGAUUUUCAAGAAAAAGAAGUCUUAGUAUUUUUUUCUGGUUUUCAGUAAAAAUAUCUAAAAAUCUUAAAUUAAGAUGCUUUAUCUUGAUGAGCAAAAUGACCCAAGAAAAUAAGUCUAGUUUUUAGAUCAAAAAUAUCUAUAAAAUAUAUUAAACAAGCAAAAAAAUCUGCCAAUGGGGGUAAGCAAAAAAAUCUUGAAAAUUUUUCUUCAACACUAAAUUCAAGAAAAAUUUGCUUACCCCAUUGGCAGAUUUUUUUGCUUGUUUUAUGCACAAAAUCACUUAAAUUUGAUAUUUUUGGUCUAAUAUCUUAGUAUUUUGCCUUGUUUUCAGUAAAAAUAUCUAAAAAGUCUUAAAUUAAGAUGCUUUUUCUUUAUUAGCAAAACAACCCAAGAAAAUAAGUUUAGUUUUUAGACAAAGUGAAUUUGUGCAUUAAACAAGGAAAAAAUCUGCCAAUGGGGUAAGCAAUUUUUUUUCUUUUUUGAAUUUAGUGUUUAAGAAAAAUGUUCAAGAUUUUUUUGCUUGUUUUAGGCACAAAGUAACUUAAAUUUGAUAUUUUUGGUCUAAAAACUAGACUUAUUUUCUUGGGUCAUUUAGCUCAUCAAGCAAAAGCAUCUUGAUUUAAGAAUUUGUAGAUAUUUUUACUGAAAACAAGACAAAAAUACUAAGAUUUUUUUUUCUUGAAAAUCAUUUUUUUCAGUGUACCAACUGAGCUAUGGGAACAUUGCCAACAUUGUUUAAUUUUCAUUAUGAAGUAGUAUAAUCCACAUGUAACAGUGCAUUAUUUCUAUUGCUUAUUAAAACCAAGAAGUAAAAUCA
Messenger RNA from Misgurnus anguillicaudatus (oriental weatherfish), 6931 nucleotides. The record is from RefSeq and is a predicted model, not a curated record. NCBI's taxonomy places the organism in Eukaryota, Metazoa, Chordata, Actinopteri, Cypriniformes, Cobitidae.